Molecule: messenger RNA, 1989 nt
Organism: Chelonus insularis
Lineage: Eukaryota; Metazoa; Arthropoda; Insecta; Hymenoptera; Braconidae
Gene: Oli
Product: Olig family
Exons: 6
Coding region: 363-1217 (284 amino acids)
Biological process (GO): axon development; positive regulation of transcription by RNA polymerase II; sensory organ development
Cellular component (GO): nucleus
Molecular function (GO): E-box binding; protein dimerization activity; DNA-binding transcription factor activity, RNA polymerase II-specific
Source: RefSeq, a predicted model, not a curated record
AUUUUUUAGAGAUUGAUCGAAGUACCACAAAUUGCUUUGUUAGAGCACGUAUAAAAUGGCUGUGAUUUAUUCAUAUCCUUUGAUUAUUUUUUCGACAUGAAUCAUUGAAAUUGUACAUUUUAUUUCUAAAUUACACAAAAUGUCAUCUUUUACUGUGGUUCGCAAAAAAUCCUGCUGAUGCCUAGGGAGACGCCAAAGUUGUCCUGCGCAUUGAUGAUUCUUCAUUGAAAGCUAUAACAUUUUUUCAAUUACCAUAGACAUUUAUUCUAAUGCGAUAAUUACUUAUUAAAAGAAAAAAUAACAAGCCAAAAAUUUUAAUUGAGAAAAAAGUCAAAAAGUUUCAACUACGGCCUAAAGAGAACAUGAGAUCAUACGAUGAAGAAAGUAGCUCAGGAGAUGAAGGUGAUCACAGAGAAACUCUCUCUGAGCCGCAUUUAAAUCAAAGUCCUUGGAGAGGAUCUACAUCACAUCCAACUUGGGCUUGGGAGCAUCGUGGACAUCAACUUCCUGGACAAUCAAACGCAGCUUUGGAGUCAAUAGCAUAUCCAGCUCCUCCACCAGCUCAUCCUACAAUGCCAGUUCCUCCAACAAGUGGAUAUUCAAGCUCAGAUCAUUCUCAAAAUCAUGGUCGCAGAACUCCUUUGGGUACAGUAGGACUUGGAGGUUUUUACUUCCAGCAACAACCACAACCUUUGGCUUCGUCUAGUGCUUUAUCUUCUGAUGAAAACCGUCCAGAUCCUGAAAGGCCUACUGCAUCCAGACUUAAUUGUCCUCCAAAGUCUAAAAACUCACGUCAGGGAAAAAGUGUCAGAUUAAACAUCAAUGCUCGAGAACGUCGAAGAAUGCACGAUUUAAAUGAUGCUCUUGAUGAAUUACGUUCAGUUAUUCCUUAUGCUCAUAGUCCAUCAGUUCGAAAGCUUUCUAAAAUUGCUACAUUACUUCUGGCUAAAAAUUAUAUUUUAAUGCAAGGAAAUGCCUUAGAAGAAUUGAGGAGAGUUAUAGCAGUUCUCCAAUCUCCUCAUGCUCACACAACAGCUCUACCCCCUACACCAGUUUCUUAUGACUUACUCCAGGGAUUCCCAGGCAAACUUUUUCAAGGAGUUCCAGAAUUGCAAGGCAUUCAUGGUUUGAAUCCACCAGCUGUUACUGCUAGCAGUCCUCCAACUGAUAUAACUGUCUCCGCAGAUAUCACAAUUUCCGGUGCCGAAUCAGCCUAAAAUAUUUGAAAGUAAUUAACAUUCAAAAGACAAUGAGCAUAAGAAAGAACAUUUUUUGCUCUCCAAUUUUUUUCGGAAUGAUAGCCUUUGGUCAAAAUCAUUGAAAGUCUCUGUGAAAUGAUGAAAGUAUUAAUAAUAAACAAAGAGUCUCUUGGGAUAUUUAUCAAUUUAGAAAGAUAUUUUAAGAAUAUUAAUUACAAAUUGAUUAAUUAAAUGAAUUAAUUCAAUAAUUAUGAAUUUUAAAGCAAUAAGAAUAUGGCAAUGGUUUCUAUAAAAAGAGACUUGAGCUUGAAAGUUUAGAAGAAGUCGACUUUUCAGUCCCGUCCUGAAGACGAUAGUCAAUAUAGCAUGUGAUAUGUGUGAGAUUUAUUACUAGUCUUAUGCAUUAAUACAAGCAUUAAAUUUAUAUAUUUAUUAUGUCAAAUUACUUGGAUUAUUUACUAAUCGAUAUAUGUAUACACAAUAUUGUGUAUGAUAUUUAAAAUGAUAAUUAAUAAUAUAUAGAAAAUAUAUUUAUAGUUUUAUUGAAUUAAAGAAAAAAAAAAAUUAAAUAUGAAAAAUACUCGCUCAUAAAUAUUAAGUAACAAUACCAAGUGCCAAGGAGCAUAAGUAAUAAAGUUCAUUUUUAGUCCAAAUAUACAUUUUAAUUGGAAUAAAUUAAUUUAGAUUUAUUAAUGAUGAUACAAUUAAUUAUCACUGAUGAAUAUUUUAUUUAUUAAAACCAUCAUCAAUACAUCAUUGAUAUAAUAUACAAAAUCAUACUCAUUGUCUA